Messenger RNA from Rhipicephalus sanguineus (brown dog tick), 10833 nucleotides. RefSeq names its product rho guanine nucleotide exchange factor 17. The transcript has 25 exons. The coding region runs from base 337 to 5520 and encodes 1727 amino acids. Gene Ontology annotation, molecular function: guanyl-nucleotide exchange factor activity; protein binding. The record is from RefSeq and is a predicted model, not a curated record. Gene Ontology annotation, biological process: intracellular signal transduction; actin cytoskeleton organization. NCBI's taxonomy places the organism in Eukaryota, Metazoa, Arthropoda, Arachnida, Ixodida, Ixodidae.
AGCACGCCAGUGGCCAUGGUGCUGCGACAGCCUCCGCCGCGCAUCGCCGUCGUCGCCGGGACAGCCGCGCCGUCGCGGGGCCGCCGCGGAUGACCGCCCCGACCCCGGCAACCUGUUGAUUCCAGCCGCCGCUCCGACGCCGAUCGACGACUGCUAGUCCCGCCUUCUCGGCUGCUCGCUUGCCCGCUGUUUGCUGCUGCUGCUGCUCCCGGACGACCCGUUCUGCCGCGCCGAGCGAGCCCCCCCCGCGUGUGGUGGCAGCCGCAGCGUGGCGGCGGGGGAGGAUGCUGACUCGCUGCAGCGCACGCUGGUGCGACGAGGCUGCCGGCGGCGCCCAUGACGGAGAGGCGCGUGUCGGUGCGCGAGCGCGCCCGCGAACUCGAAGCCCUCGCGGCGAGGGAGGCAUCGCCGCAGCUGGCGCACAGGGCGCGCCUGGCCCGCAGGCUCGGGCUGACGCGCGCCGACUCGGAGCCCGGUGCCGAGGGCGGCCGCGCGGGCCCGUGCCACUGCUGCUCGCAGCCGGCCGACGAAUGCCUGUGCAGCGGCGACGGCGGCGGCCGGCUGUUGUCCGUGCCGCACGUGCCGCGCAAGAAGGCGUCAGCGCCGGCCAUCACGCCGCUGCGGGGCGCCCCGGGCGGCGGUCUCGUGGCCGACGAGGGCUCGAGCUGCGCCGACAUCCGGAUGGCCUGGGAGGCCCUGUGCGCCGCAGCGGCGCAGGGGCCCGAGGCUAGCGGCGCUAUUUCGGAUGAGCCCCGCGACGAGAAUAGCGCGCCUAUCUUGGGCGCGGCGCAAGGUGACUCGGCGCGGGGCCCCCUGGACGCGAUCCUGCAGUCCCUGGAGGAGAUCUGCAGCCAGCUGGAGGAGGUGCCCGGCGGCCAUGCGGGAGCGCCCGUGAUGCUGCCGGACGCCGGCGAGGCGGCGUCCCGGCUCAACCCGCGCUGCGCCCGCUCGCAGCCCAGCUCGCCCCGCGUACGCGCCAAGCCUCAACUGCCGGCCUACCUGACGCUGGCCCGGCGUGCCCGCCAUGACGACGCGCUAGAGAUCGAGCAGAUCAAGACGAUACUGGCCUCUAUCGACUUCUCGCGCUACCGCAAGAAGCGCGGCACGCUGGUCGACGAGGGUCGCCAGCCCUCCGCCAUGUCCGAGCAGGCAGCCCUGCAGGGAUCCCGGCUGCGGGAGCUAACCGAGAAGCUCAAGAGCCCCGUCGGUGCACCCGGCAGGCCCUCGGAGUCGUGGAACCGAAGGCCCGCCCCGGUGUGCCGCAGCGCUUCCUUCUCGACGUCCGACCUGCCGUCAGUGCCCGCGAUCCCGCGCGAGUCGCUGACGCUGCCGCGCAAGGCCCCCGCUUCCAGGCCCCUGACUGGACGUGGUGGUGCCAGGGACGCCUCCAGGGUGGCCCUGGACGAUGUGGCCAUGUCCAGCCUGUCGCUGGACUCGGCCGUCGAGUCGAUCGUUGACGAGACCCCGUACCAGCGCGAGGCCUCUCCGCCCGCGGAUAAGCGGCGCGUGCAGCGCGGCUGUCGCUUCGCGCCUCUGGACGACGAUGGCAGCCGCGGGCCGCCGCAGCCCCCCGAGAAGCGGAAGCGGCGCAAGGGGCUGGCGCCCGUCGAGGGCCCCAAGAAGGAGACUGGCCGCUCGCUCACAUACCCGCCGCAGCGGAAGACGGCCGAGCAGGAGCUGGCCUUCGGCUCGGUCGACAGCAACGGCCUCAAGGCGCUUGGUGGAAGACCGGAGAAGCAGCCGAGCGACUUGUCGCUCGCCGACAGCCACUUCUGUCCCAGUGAAGCGCUGGGCGAAGAGACGUUCGGCGACGUGGUGCAGAGCCUGUCCUCGCGACCUGAGCAGCCUGAGCCGCGUCAGGAGAAGAGCCAGAAGAAAAAGCACCUCUCCGACCCGAGCGCCGACAACACGGGCGCCGCCACCGAGCUGUUGCUGGGCGCGUGCUGCCGCAGCGAGCCGCAGCUCUCCUGCCCCGGGGCUCUGCACAAGCGCCAGCAUUCGGGACCCGCCGCGCUGAGCCGCACCCCGGUGCCUGCGCCGCCUCCACCGCCGCCAUUGUCGGACUCGGAGCGUGCCACGUCGGACACCGAGCGCACCUGUAGCCCACAGCGGCGGUAUUCCAAGAAGCGGCUCCGCGGGCCCUACGGUGAGAUGCUCGAACAGGAGAUGCGCAAGACCGGCGAGAAGCAGAAGACCGCCUUCUGCGAGGAGCUCAGCUUUCUUCUGCCGGCCGAGAAGUCUCAGACGUCUCCCGCGGUGCCAGCGACGACCCCGGCGACGACGAUAUCGACGACAACAACGACGACGACGACUUGUGGUGAUGGUGCCAAGUUGAUCGCAACGAACGCACCGACGAUGGCGGCUCGGUCCAGGCCCGCCCACCUGUCCAACAGCCUCUCGCUGGACGACACCCAGCUCAAGAGUUCCUCGGCGUCUCUGGAGGCAGUGCCCGAGGCCUCCGCGCCCCGGCGAAAGAUCAGCGCCAAUUACCCGCUUACGGGUUCUGACACGGCUUCCUUGCUGGUGUGCAACAACGCGAACGAGACUGCCGCCGCGGCCAAGGCCCAACCCGUGUCGUGGUUGACGGCGGCCGCCGGCGGCGGCGGCGACUCCAGUGCUCGAUCGACGACGCCCGCGCCGUCACCCGUGCCGCCGUCCCCGCAGCUGAGCGGCGGCGGCGCGCCCGAAAGAGUGGCUGCUGCCCACCACGAACGCUCCCACAGCAGCCCCGCGACGACGUCAGAUGGUUCGCCCUUGCUCGUCAGGACGGGCUCCUUGCGACGUCAUCAGGACACACGGACGCAUGUCGUCGGGGAGCUCUACGACACGGAGAAGUCGUACGUGGAGAGCCUUCAGAUUCUGGUCAAUAAGUACAUGCGUCCUCUGAAGAGCCCGGACACCGCGGGCACGGUGGACAGCAGCUUGGUGGACGAGAUCUUCUACAUGAUCCCCGAGAUCCUGAGCCACCACGAAGCAUUCCUCGAGGUGCUCCGACAGAGGCUCUCCUGCUGGGACACCCGCCAGAAAGUGGGCGACGUAUUCGUCGAAGCGUUCACUAAACAGCCUGUGAUAGACACCUACACUGCAUUUAUCAACAAUUGGAAGUCAGCCAAGGAGGCCAUCAAGAUGGCAACUCAAGCAAAGCCUGCCUUUGCCAAGUUUCUUGAGAACACAUCAAGGGAGCACAAAGGCAAAUUAGCCCUGGAUGCCCUUCUUAUCAUGCCAGUGCAGAGGAUACCUCGUUAUGAACUUCUUAUUAAGGAGCUGAUAAAGCACACGCAGCAUGACCACCCUGACCACCAGCUGCUGGUACUGGCGCAGAAAGAAGUGCAUGAACUGGCUCUCAAGAUCAACCGCAUGGAGCGAGAGGCUUUUCAGCAUGAACAGAUGCAGCAGAGGGUCCGUGAUAUUGAGCAGCUCAUCGAGGGUGUCAUAGAUCUCGUCCAGCCAGAUCGGACAUUUAUUCGUUACGACUUUGUGACAAUACCUGGUGGCCUCGGCACAAAAAAAGACAGAUGCCUUUUCUUGUUUUCCGACCUUUUGCUGAUCACAAGCAUCAAAAGAAAGAGUGGGACAAUGCGAAAAACAUCACCUUCUUCGAGUUCUCCAGCUGGUUUUGGAUUCUCUGUGUUUGAUAUGAACAAGUACAAACUGCUACUUAGGUUUUCCCUUGACAACCUGGACAUCUUGAAAUCUGCUGAUGUGGGACUUAAGAAGGCCAUACGAGAAGCGGAAAAUUUGGAAGAAGACAUGUCUGUUAUGACACAGAUAUCCGAGCUUGCCUCUCGACUGAACUGCCCUCAUCAGGCCCUGGAUGAUGCAGUGAAAGAAAUUACAAAUUGCCUGAACAAGCAGCUCGCUGAGCGUCAAAGCUAUGACUUGCAACUUUUGAACCUGCAGCUCUCAGUAACCACUCCAGAGGGUGUUGAGAACAUAGCCAUUAUAUUCCCUUCCACCGAGAAACGGUCUUCAUGGGAGGUUGCCUUCAAUGAAGCCAAGCAGAAACUUGCGCUGUCCACAGACCGGCGGCCACCCCCAGAGUUCCUGCACCCUGUGCCAAUCCGCAAGACUCGGGCGGGACUGCAGUUUACGUGCGCAGUGGCCACCCUGGGCCUCAAUGCCCAUGGCCUGCGAGACGUCUGGGUCUGCAACAGCGAUGGCUACGUGGGCCAAGUGUGUGUGCUCAGUCUCCAGCCGGAGCCCACGGUCAUGUCCUGCAAUGGUGUCUGCAAUGCCCGCAUCCUCUGCAUCGCUUCCAUCCCGGCGGCCAGCCCAGUGCUGUCAUCAAUGGGACGCAGGAAGUCACUUGUACCUGAAUCAAAUGCGCUUGCCAGCGUAGACGCAGAGAGCAAAGAGCAGGAGCCCACAGCAGCCCAGCUAAACAACAAUGGCAAUAUCCAACUUGACAGUGAAUCUAGUGAAGAUGAAGAGGAGGAAGAGGAGGCGAACAGCGAAUCUCAAGACAAGAAACAUCAAACAAAGCCACAGGAAAACUCUAAAGUGCCAAAGGAAGAAGUUGAAGAAACUGACAAUCACUUUCCUACCAUGUGGUUAGGAACUGAAGAUGGCUGCAUCCACGUCUAUAAUUGCAAUGAUAAUAUCAGGAUAAAGAAAAACAAAAUGAAGGUGCAGCACUCGGCAGCAGUUCAUUGCAUCAUAUACCUUGACAACCGUGUAUUUGUGUCAUUGUCAAGUGGAGAAAUUGCAAUCUACAGAAGAGAGUCUGGAGGUGGGUGGAACACAAGUGAUCCGCAGAAAGUUCAAGUGGGCAGCAGUGUAGCUCCAGUGCUGCGCAUGCUGGCCGUUGCUGGGAAGUUAUGGUGUGGCUGCCAAAACUACAUCAAGGUUCUCAGCACUGCAUCCUUAGAAGUAGAGCAUUCUUUCCAAGUAAGCAGCGACUCAUCGCGAGCUGUGCUGUGCAUGGUGACGUCCGGCCUUGGUGUCUGGCUGGCCAUUCAGCACAGUGCAGUCAUCCGGCUAUUUCACGCCACCACUUAUGAGUGCCUGCAGGAUGUAAACAUUGCACCUGCUGUUACCAAAAUGCUUUCAGCAUGUGAUGACAUAAUCCGACAGCACAAAGCGGCGUGCCUCCGGGUCACUGCCCUGCUGGCCUGCAAGGACCUGCUCUGGGUUGGCACCAGUGCGGGUGUCCUGCUCACCCUCCCCCUCCCCCACCUCACCUCGAGCACCAGUCGUUUGGGCAGCCCGCCCAACAUUGUCGGCGUGCCUCAUGGCCACACGGGCCACGUACGGUUCCUGACGGCCGUGGAGACGACGGAGCCCGCGGGGAGCCGGCACCACCACCAUCGGUCAUUGCGGUGCUCGCGUGACAGUGGCGCCACAUCAGCCUCGGGGACUGCCUCGAUGGCUGGCCGGAGGGCAUCGCUCACGCCGGCCGCGGGCUGCCGCCUGCUGGUCAUCAGUGGUGGCGAUGGCUACGAGGACUUCCGCAGCGCCGGACUGAGCGAGGCCGCCGGCCGAGACGACAGCACCAACCACCUCUUGCUGUGGCAAGUGUGAUGACGACGAGGUCUCGCGGAUCGCGCCUAUGGGAACUCAACAUGACGCAGGGCCGCAGGAAAUGGUCACUGGGAGCACCGCAGCUGACUCAUUUGUUUACUUGGAGGGUGCGUGGUUUAAAAUAGGCAAAUUUCACCACAACCUCUAGCUUUUUGAGAGAUUGUCAUUGUAUUUUCUCAAUUGAAGUCUGAAUGAUCGCUCCUAUGUGCCUCAGUACCUGUCCUUGAUGGGUCAGAAUGUAGCGUUGUACUAUAGUUGUUUUGAAGGUCCUGAGAGACAAUGGCGAUUAGUAAGGACAAUAGUAAAGGCAGCACUCCACAGUCUUCAGUUUGCAGUCACUAUGUGAAAUAAACUUGUUUUCGGCGUUUCAUGACGAAAAGUACAACUGAGACUGGGAUGAAAGAACCGAGUGCGCAAUAUAUUACAGCUUGUGCUCUUCUAUCUAGAGACCACUGAUCCCUCUUUCAACGUUGUUGCAUGAUUUUUUACCUUUCAAGCUGCUCACGACCUCAUCUCAUGUCUCCACCACAGUUUGUGUAUUUGACGGUGAAAACGUGACCUUUAAAGUAGAGCUGUGCGAAUAGCAAAAUUUUGGGUGCGAAGCGAAUUCGAAUAUUGAAGUGUGAGUGCGAAUCGAAUCGAAUAUUUUUCGAAUAUUUCUCGAAUAUUUCUAGAAUAUUUUUCGAAUACUAUGAAGCGAAAUUGCAGAAAAAAUAUUUGGAGAGGAUUCCUAAGCAUAUUCUUAUGAGAUAGCAACAUGAAAGUGUUUCUUUUCGCUAGGUUGAAGCACAAUGUAGAAGCCGAAUGGUAUUUAUGUACAUGAUUUGGUGCAACCAAAGUGUUGCCGACAACACUUUACACGCGAUAGACAAAGAUGCCAUUUCCUCCGCCUCUCCUCUUUCAACUUCUGUGGAAGCCCAAUUGAUGUGGCGGACAUGGGUGUGCUCCCUUCAAGUCCGGAGUUCUAAAUCUGCCUUGCAGACAUCGACAUAUAAUAACAUCUGAAAUUUUGGAUGCUAAAAAGCUUCGGCAUCCGAUUUUUCAGACUUCCUGUCCAAAUUUCAGUUCCAAAACAGCAUUAACUGAGCCCCCACCUCUGCCACAUCUUUCAUCUCCAUGUUGGAGCGAGCAUUUUCUUGAGUUAAUACAUUUGCGACGGUAGCGGAGCUUGAAAGGCAGCUUUGCCGCAAUACAGAGGUGUAAUGAGGUGAAGCGUAUUGAAAAUCUAGGGACCACUUCCAAUCGGACGUUGAUUGUGUCUUGGCCAAGUUCGACCGUAACGGAGCUUGAAAGGCAGCUUUGCCGCAAUGCGGGGGUGUGAUGAGGUGAAGCAUAUUGAAAAUCUAGAGACCACUUCUAAUCGGACAUUGUCUCUUGGCUAUGUUCGACCGUAACGGAGCUUGAAAGGCAGCUUUGCCGCAAUACGAGAGUGUAAUGAGGUGAAGCAUAUUGAAAAAUCUGAAGGGGGCACUUUCAGUCGGACGUUGACUGUAUUUGUUUUUGGGAGGUUCGAAUAGUUCGAAUAGUAAAAUUCCAGUGCGAAUCGAAUCGAAUAGCAAACACUAUUCGAAAAAUAUUCGAAAUUUUGAAUAUUCGCACACCCCUACUUUAAAGAUAUAUUGGCAAUAGAUAGCGAGACAAGAAAGUAGGGUAGUUGUGCAGUUUGGUUGAAAACAGACAAAGCAUAUAUUAUCUUUCACUGCAGCCUAGAUGCCAUUAGUUUAAAGUUUCUUCACAGCUAUAACCUGCACCGAAAGUUUUCAGGCCAAUGAAGGAAUGCAAACUAUGCACGGGAUUAGUUUCUAGCUCUGGCUUCACUGAAGCAUGAUUCGUGCUGGUGUGAAGGCAAAUCUGGAAGUGAAAUUGUCAUUGUGAACUUGCACAACGCUUGAACAGAGAGCAGCUGUGAAUGCAGUGAUGACUGUCAUGUACAAAACAAGAACCUUUCCGCAGCUUUGCUUUGUGAUGACACUUGUGUUUCCUUUAAAGUAUGAAUAUUUUUGUAUUCGGUUAUCUGUGCAGUUUUGAUCCCCUUUUCUGAGGGUUGUAACUGGGUGUGUGGUUAUAUGCCAUAGCAGCUGGUUAUACGUGAUUGUCUGAAAACAAAAUUUGGGCUAGUAGAAGUGAUUGAAACUCAGUUGUACUUUUGCGUCUAAAUCAAUGUGCUUGAGGGUAGCUUUAACAAAUGCUACAUGGCAGCUACCUGCUUGAAGGCAGCGCAGAGAGCUGCAAGAAAAGGAAGAAAGAAAGGAAGAACAUGUGAAUGUUUGUUCCAAAGUGUAUUUUUGAAGAUAAACACCUAAGUACAUAGUCCUCAAAACAUGAUUACAAGUUGCUGCUUAGAUGGAUAUCAACACGUUAAUGUUGAUACUGUGUGACAUUAUGCGCAACAUAUUUGCUGCGGUACACUGAAUCGGCUGUGGUGCUCCGAGAGCCUUAUCCAGUGACCCUGACAUUGCCUAGUACAUGCUGCCACCACGAACAGGGGGGAGCAUUAGGCCUUGUGAAGAGACCGGGAGCGCGCGCGGUACCUCCUCCACUGCAGUGGUAUACUGGCGCUGGUGAAGCUCGGUGACUGUGCGACUGUGCCCAGUGACGGGAAAGUCUUUUACGACUAAAACUCUGUGGUGGCUGCCCCAGAGACCUCUUCAGAAACCUCCCACACCUGACUGUGUCCCUCCCCUGUAUGUUCGAUGACUUAACGUUUAUCCCACUUUUUUUUGUGUGUGUGUGUGUCUUCUCUGGGCUCUGAUUCAGCUCGGAGAGACGUGGUGUGUGGCCGGUGCUGUGCACCUAGAGACUCAGCAUACUGCCGCAAGUGCCAAAGACAUUGAAAUGUGGUUGUGUGUGUCACCGAGGCUGCUUGCGAUGGCCGGCGUGGCAUCUUCGACCGUGCAGGCCAAGUGCAAUGCACAAGUCUGUCGGUUUUUCGCCGAAAAGCGGUAGUCGAAGCAGCGUACCUCUGUGAGGGGUGCCGUCAUUAAUAUUUUAGAAAAAUCGGGCUAUUCCUGGGCAACGGCAAUUAGGUGGAGAUGCCCACUCAGUUUCUUUGCACGCAGCAGCUGCUCUUAGAUUGUCCUCAUUUUGUCCCGACUGUCCUGCUCCAUCUCAAUUUUUGUGGACAUCAUGUCUGUGCAUGGUGAUACAAGUUGUAUCAUGUUUCCUCUGUAAACGGGAUGGAGUUUGCUUUGUGGAGUUAUCUUUCAGCAAUGGCUGGCUUAGAUCAUAGAAUUUUAAAUCUUCAAUUAGACCACUCGGAAGACCACGUUUCUGGCCACCUUCAAUUCCUGCAGAUCUCCCCUGAAGAACGGACAACGAUACUGUGUAGCAUAGCACUUACUUUUUCUAUGUGUAGCAUUGUUGGGAUUAAUUAUACAAUGGCGCUUCAUCCAGUUCUUUACAUGUCAGCACAGUGCACUUUGUGUGGCUUUGUUCCGUGUCUUAGGCCCGGUGAUGCUUGUAAUAACAUUGGUAAAGAAGCCUGUGCAGUACUUUCAGUGUGAGCUUAUGUAAUUUGGCUGCUGCGAGAACAUUUCUUCUUUAGUGAAACUUUGAUAUCUCUCAAGGCAGCUGGUAUACUCACAAAGAGCGAUGCUGUAGCACAUCUGUGCCUGAAUGUUCCAUUAGUAGGGGCAAUGAUGGAGGCAACAAAAUUGUAAUAUUAAGUCGCGUGAAGAGUCGUAUAUACAUAUGUACACAUAUAAAUUAGAUAAACCUUAGGCCUUCUGUAUCAAUAAGUGGAAGCUUGUAUCUAAUCUUUUACUCACGGCUGUCUUCCGACUUGCCCAAGGCUUAGCUAGGGCAUGUAAGCAGUUGUGCUCGAAUCCAUAACACUAUAGGGGCUUGAAGCUCUUUAGCCUUUUGCUAGAUAACAGCUGAUGGCUGAAACGCAUUUAUAUUGUUGAGCAUGGUGGUCUGGAACGUUUCCCUACACAUGGAAUUUUUUGUCACAAAAUGGGGCACUUAUAUAAUUUAUUGAUGAAGUAAAAAAAAUGGGGCGGACUGCUUAAAUUUCUGACCUAAAAGCGCUGCCUUCAUGUCGGUUCUGUUCACACACUCAUGCUAAUAUUAGCGGCUGAUAUCCCUGAUGAGGGGUUCUUAAACUUGUGUUGUUUGCUGUUUGUUUGUAAGCAGCAUUGUUUGAUCGAUAACACUUCUGUAACAGCAGGCUAUAAUUUUUAGUGACAAAACGUAAUGCACAUGUUGUUUCAUAUAGCACAUGAGGAAUGCACCUCUGAAAAUUGUAUUGUCUAACAUCUAUACUUGCAAAAAAAAGGCUUGGCGAAAUUAACUGACCGACACAAGGAACCACAAAGGCUUCACUUUGUAAUGAAGGUUGAGUGGCCCUAAAGUUAGGCUAAUUUUGGUUGCAGUUCUAUGACGGUCAAAAUGGGCUUGUGGUGAUGGUUGGCAUGAUAGGUUCACUUAGUGGUGAUGAAAUUAUCACAAUGAAAAGAUUAAGAGAGAUAACAAGACCUCUCUGAGGCAUUCGAUUAAAAUAUUUCUUCCAUUUUCGAAGAGGCAGUCUGCCACAGCCGUGUUUGGCACGUUUUGACUGUCUGAACUGAAACAUUAGUCUCAACUGUUAACAGUUCGGUCUUGUUGGUUUCCAGGCUUCUUAAGUUAUUGCAAACAGAAAUAUGCCACUUGUUGCUACUUAAACAUGUAGGUUGAAAAUUUCCUCCCAUUGUGUGCACCAUGGAUGUGAUGUGCAAAAACACGUCCUCUGCAAUCAGCUGUAUUCAAACAAGCGGUCCAGAUCAGCCUUAGAUGGGUGGGUGGGGUGAGGGUAGUCAGUUGAUUCAACGACAACGAAAGCACAAAUGCAGGGCGGCCUACACUGUCCCACGAAGCACUUUCCAGGCAGCACUUGCAAAGUUGAUCAUUGUCAUCACACCGCAAUGACAAGAACGUCAUCUCACUCAUUACGCACGCAUUUAUGUAACACACUAUGUUCAGUUGCGCACCUCCCCAGCCACAUGCGAGAGAUGUUUGUUUAUGAUCAGUCUGCUGGCAGGCAGAUGCUGGCCUGCAGCGUGUAUACAGUUUUAUUCUUUCUCCUUGUUGCUGUUUGUUCUGUGAGGACCUGUUGUCAUAUAAUUGCUGGUUGCUUGAACUACCUUGUAAAAAUAUGUGUAACUAUGGAAUGUGUACUCUUGUUUUGCACUGACGGUGAGAAAACCAUUGCAGCACCACUGCAUGUCGUGCUAUAAAAGCGUCGUAUUUUUCUGUUUGUAUCUUCACUGCUUUACUCAUCUCUGUGUAAACAUUGCACUAAACAGAAGUGAAUGAAAACAAGUGACAAAAUGAGUA